AUGGAUGAAUCUGUGACAGAUGAAGAUUUUGUAGCAAGUAAAACAGGUUUGGAACCUAAUUCAGAUAUAAUUAGUGAAUCUUCUGAAAUUUUUCCAGACGAUUCUUCUGAAAAUAAUCCAGACUAUGUUUCUGAAAAUGGUAAUCAGUCCAGUAACUUUCCAGAACAACUCGAUGAUGAGGAUCAGAGCGGAAUGUUGGAGGAUUUGGAAUCUGAUAGUAGCGAAGAUAUGAAGAACUUUUUUACAGCAACAAGGGCAGGAUUCAAAAAGGUAGCAGGGGAAGUCAAGAGAGUAACAAGACUAGACUUUGAAGAUUAUCAUAGAAGAAGACAUCUGGAGUCAUUCGCAAGGUCGAUGGAUCAGUGGAACGAGUUUGAAAAAAAGUUCGAGCUUAAAGAAGGAGUAACGCCACAAGAUUUCACAUUCUCGAGACUGAACUUCGAUAGAUACCGAGAUACGCUGCUUAACAUAGAUGUGAAGGAAAUGACGCAACUGGACAGAUUCAUACUUGACCUAAUUGAAAGUUACUAUGAUGAUAUGCAGAACGAGGAUUUAAACGUAGUAAUGUCUAAACUGAGAAGGAAAUACAAGCUGGCACCAUCAAAACGUGAAAUUUUUGAAAGACUAGAAUCAUUGCAGUGUUUAACAAUGGAUAACGAGAAUAAUAAUGCAGUAGAAUGUGAAGUUGAAGGUACUGAAUUUGACCACAAUAACACAAAUGAUAAAGAUGAAUCAGAUAAUAAAACUGUUCGUUUGGAUACGGAAGAAGAUGAAUCAACGUCGAAAAAGCUAAUGGUAGGGAGUAAACUAAAGCACUUGUUGAGGAACAAAGCUAUAAGAUCGAACUCAGGAGUCGUGGUAAUCACAGUAAUGACGAGUCCAGGGACUUUCAGCUGCUCUGAAAAUUGUUACUACUGCCCAAACGAACCAGGACAACCAAGAAGUUAUCUAUCAACAGAGCCAGCAGUGCUUAGAGCGAACCAAAAUGAUUUUGAUGCAGUUAAACAGUUCUACGAUAGAGCGAACACACUUUAUAAGAACGGACAUGUAAUAGAUAAAAUUGAAAUUAUAGUCCUUGGAGGUACAUGGAGCGGUUACCCAAGGAGUUACCAAGAAGAGUUUAUCAGAGAUCUGUUUUACGCAGCCAACAUAUAUCCAGAGAACUUGCAAAAGUCUAGAGAAAGAGGAACAAUAGAAUACGAACAAACCUUGAAUGAAAAUAGUAAGUGUAGAAUAAUAGGAUUGACACUUGAAACGAGACCAGAUCGCAUCAAUCCAACAGAAAUAGAACUUCUGAGGAAGUUUGGAUGUACAAGAGUCCAAUUGGGAAUACAACACACAAAUGACUCGAUUUUGGAGUACGUAAAUAGAGGCCAUACAACAAAAGAUUCAAUAAAAGCUAUUUACCUGUUAAAGGAAAACUGCUUUAAAGUCGACAUACACAUCAUGCCAGACCUCCCGUCAAGCAGCCCUGAGGAAGAUUUGGAGAUGUUUAAGUAUAUCUUGUCUAGCAAGGAUUUACAAGUUGACCAGUGGAAGAUUUAUCCCUGCGAAGUCACACCCUUUUCGGAAAUUGAAAAGUGGCAUAAACAGGGUAAGUAUAUCCCAUACUUUGACGUGGACUCUAAACUGCUAACUAACUUGAUAAUUAGAGUAAAGAGAGCAGUGCAUCCCUGGAUAAGAUUAAAUAGAGUAAUAAGAGACAUACCGAACCCGUCAAUAAUCGCAGGAACAAACUUAACAAAUAUGAGACAACUCAUACUGAAUCAAAUGAAGAAAUUGGGUCUGUCUUGUAAUUGUAUAAGAUGUAGAGAGGUCAAGGAAUCAAGUAUAGGAACACCAGUUCUAGUGGUUCGUGAAUACGAGACUAAAGGUGGAACCGAGUAUUUUCUGAGCUACGAAAAUGAGUCGAGAAGCAUAAUAUAUGGGUUUUUGAGACUCAGAAUAAGUAACAAUAGAACAUAUGAUAAGAAAAUAACAAAGUUCAAGUGCUUGAUAGGCUCAGGCCUGAUCAGAGAACUACACGUCUACGGAAUUGUGGUGGCUCAUGGAGAAAAGCUCGAUGUAAACGAGCCCUCACAGCAUCGAGGUAUAGGCUCCAAUUUGAUACUGGCGGCAGAAAUAAUCACCAUAUAUAGAGGUCUCUGGAAAGUUGCAAUAAUAGCUGGAAUUGGCACAAGGGAGUACUACAAGAAACACGGAUAUGUUUUGGAGGAAACAUUUAUGACGAAACGUCUAUCCUCUCUUGAUAUUAGUUUUAGGUACGAGAGUGCCAGAUUGAGGCAGAUUAAGGUCCCGGAAGAAAUAACAGUUGAACUAAUAAAACUAGAAAACGCAACCAAGGUGUUAAAUAUGUUAGUGCCAGCCAGUAGAGGAGAGUUAAUUGAUCCUGAAAUUGAGGAAAAUAAAAAAUACAACAUAAAUGUAAACGACCUUUUGGAACUUGCCGAAUAUAAUGACUACCCUAUAGACUACGCAAAAAUGGGUAUGUUUGAGAAAUUUAUGUUAAAUGGGAGAAUCCUUAAAGAUAAAGUUAAGAAAAUGAUAGCGGCACAUCCCUUUGUGUUCAUCUCGGUUUCAUUCUGCGCAGCUGCAAUUUACUUUUCAAGGGCUAGGGCCCGUAGGAGAUGA
This is a messenger RNA of Theileria annulata, 2631 nucleotides long. RefSeq lists its product as uncharacterized. Lineage: Eukaryota; Apicomplexa; Aconoidasida; Piroplasmida; Theileriidae. The transcript is spliced from 3 exons. Gene Ontology annotation, molecular function: catalytic activity; iron-sulfur cluster binding. Gene Ontology annotation, biological process: tRNA wobble base 5-methoxycarbonylmethyl-2-thiouridinylation. The record is from RefSeq and is a predicted model, not a curated record. The coding region runs from base 1 to 2631 and encodes 876 amino acids. Gene Ontology annotation, cellular component: nucleus; elongator holoenzyme complex; cytoplasm.